Molecule: messenger RNA, 327 nt
Organism: Xyrichtys novacula (pearly razorfish)
Lineage: Eukaryota; Metazoa; Chordata; Actinopteri; Labriformes; Labridae
Source: the annotation of a GenBank genome assembly
AUGGACAGAGAGAGAGUCUUCCGUUUGGUGUUUACAUAUUUGGACUGUCGUUGUCGUUUUCUUCCGCUUCAUCCUGGUCCGGGUCGCGGGGGCAGCAGCUUCAGGAGGGAAGUCCAGACGGCCCUCACCUCGGCCACUCCCACCAGCUCCUCCUCCUUUAGGGGGGAUUCCCAGGCGCUCCCAGGCCAGGAGAGAUAUAAUCCCUCCACCUGGUCCUGGGCCGACCACGAGGUCCCUUCGCACUCGGGACGCAGAAAAAAACCAGAAAAGGUCUUAGAGACUGAGAGCUGCGGAGCUCCGGGUCUAAAAGUUUGUGAUUUAUUUUAA